Messenger RNA from Seriola dumerili (greater amberjack), 1499 nucleotides. It is a transcript of the gene pitpnc1b, whose product is annotated as cytoplasmic phosphatidylinositol transfer protein 1-like. The record is from RefSeq and is a predicted model, not a curated record. Gene Ontology annotation, molecular function: phosphatidylinositol transfer activity; phosphatidylinositol binding. Bases 465 to 1385 code for a protein of 306 amino acids. NCBI's taxonomy places the organism in Eukaryota, Metazoa, Chordata, Actinopteri, Carangiformes, Carangidae. The transcript is spliced from 10 exons. Gene Ontology annotation, biological process: phospholipid transport. Gene Ontology annotation, cellular component: cytoplasm.
ACAGGUAGAGUUGGUUGGGAGUAUAGGUUUCAAUCUUACCUCGCAGCUAAUUACCACUUUUGCAGAGUGGUGAACGAAAGCAAACAGAAAGCAGGGGAGAAAAACAGCAAACAGAAAGAGCAACUUAAGGCACGAGACUAGAAAGCAGAAGUAACAAGAGAAGGAGGGAGAGACAGCGGUUCAAAAGUCACGUCCAGCAGAUUAACUGAGGAAGAGAAGCGAGGCAGUAAGUAGUGAGCGAGGUGGUGAAGUAAGAAAACAAGCAGACACUCAUUGACAGAGGGGACCGGAAUUAAAUCCUUGGACUACUGACAUCAGCAAAACAAAGGAAGAGAGAGAGCAUCAGAAAGGAGGUCACUGCAGUCCAGCAGCAGCGUAGCUCGCCUGAGCGUCUCCGCUGUGCAACUGAGACAGCUGAGAUAGACAGACUCAAGUACAGUCUCAGUCCUCACUGUAACAGCACCAUGUUGAUGAAAGAGUACCGCAUAUGUAUGCCACUGACUGUGGAUGAGUACAGGAUCGGGCAGCUGUAUAUGAUCAGUAAGCACAGCUGUGAGCAGAGUGGUGGGGGAGAAGGGGUGGAGGUGGUGAGAAAUGAGUUGGAUAGUCACCCCCAGCACGGCCCGGGACAGCUGACCGAGAAGAGAAUCUACCUCAGCAGUAAACUGCCGUCCUGGGCGAAAGCAUUCGUCCCACGAUUCUUUUAUGUGACAGAAAAGGCCUGGAACUUCUAUCCAUUCACCAUCACAGAGUACUCAGUAUCAUUCCUCCCCAAGUUCAGCAUCCGUAUUGAGACGAGAUUUGAGAACAACAACGGCGAUAACGACAAUGUGUUUGGAGACACGCCGACCCCAGCCAAGAGUGUGAGUUUCCUGGAUAUUCUGAGUGACCCCAUCCCUGAAAAGCACUACAAAGAGUCAGAGGACCUGAGUCGCUGGCAGUCAAGUAAAACAGGCCGAGGGCCUCUGGAGGAGGGCUGGAGAGAUGACCACAAGCCUAUUAUGUGCUCCUAUAAGAGGGUGGAGUGCAGCUUCGAGGUCUACGGCUUCCAGACCAGGACUGAGGAUUUCAUACACAGAAACAUCCGGGACAUUCUUCUGGUUGGCCACCGGCAGGCAGUAGCAUGGAUCGACGAAUGGCACGGGCUGAGUUUGGAGGAGGUGAGAGAGUACGAGCGGGCGAUGCAAGAGAAGACCAACAGCAAAGUCAAAUCCAGCCAGAACACAGGCCCACCAGCUGCCACUCGUCCUGCGUUCUCUCGCUCCAUCUCAGUGACAGACGAGCGUUCCCUGAAGAAGAUGGGAGUGACGACUGCGGCCAUGUCUGACCCAUCAGCCUCCUCUGUGUCACCCAGUCCCAUUCGCCUCAACUCCACCCCUGAAUGAUGCCAGAUACACACACACACACACACACGCACACGCACACGCACACUGUCACGCAGUAUAUUGUACAAUGCAAACACACAGAAAACAAAAUUAACAUUCACCAGAGUCAUGUUA